This is a messenger RNA of Salvia miltiorrhiza (redroot sage), 2487 nucleotides long. Its product is annotated as rhamnogalacturonan I rhamnosyltransferase 1-like. The transcript has 8 exons. The record is from RefSeq and is a predicted model, not a curated record. Bases 786 to 2276 code for a protein of 496 amino acids. Gene Ontology annotation, cellular component: cytoplasm. Lineage: Eukaryota; Viridiplantae; Streptophyta; Magnoliopsida; Lamiales; Lamiaceae.
UGCAUAUACAAUAUUUUGAGUGCAAACCAGCAUUUACCAUUUACACAAUAUUUAUGAAUAGCAAAAAUUACAGCUUAAAAUGUAGGAAGAAGAUGCAAUUCACUGCCACCGGAGCGGAUGUAAUAAAUGGAUGUAUACAAAUGGAAUGGGGACCUCAGCUCGGCUAGCAUAGCAUCAUCACUCACACACCUCCGUACAAAUUCGUAUGUGUGUAUAAUGUGCGUAUUUCUCGGAUAAUAUUUCUUGGACAAUGCGAGAAUUGCGAGUGAAUGGAUGAUCCAUGCCCUCCGAUGAAUUCCUCACCGACAUUCUGCACCAUUCACACGCACUAGCUCACCUUCUCGCGAACCCACUCUCUUUCUCUCUCGUCUAAUUUUCUAGAUUCUUACAUUGUAUCCGCCGCCGUCGAAUCACGACGGAUCUCACACACUUGUCUUCCCUAAGACAUUGGUUGCUUUACUUUUGUUGAUCUAGGAUCGCCAAAGAUCGAAUCUUUUUUUUCAUUGAAUCGCAAUGUGCUCGUCGUAUAACGAAUUUUUUUGAAUUUGUGUUUUGGGGGAGAAUCGGAGGUUCAAUCUGAAGAAGAAUCUGGUCCAUUAGAUUCGGUAAUUUAGUUGUGUUAUCAAAUCCAUAUCAGCUCGAUUGCAUGAUUUCCGCCUUAUUUGGGGAAAAUAUCCGAUCUUGAAGCGGCAGUGCAGGUGGGGCUGAGGGACUUUUAUGGGGUGGUUGAGAUGCGCAGAAUAUAGGGCUGUGAGGAGAGUGAUAGGAAGAGGAGAAGGCGGGGAAUGAUGGGGCACAAAACGGCGGCGUUUGGAGGGGAGAGGCUGAGGAAUACUGGGUUGGUGUCACGGUCGAGAGUGAAGCUAUGGAUGAUCAGAGCAACCACCACGAUUUUGUUGUGGACUUGUGUAGUUCAGUUGACGGCAUUGAGCGAAACUUGGGGGCCUCGCGUCUUGAAAGGCUGGCCCUCUUGCUUCUUGCACGAACCCGAUACUGCUGCCCUCGCCUUGAGCCGCCUCCCUGUUACAACUCCUCCACCCAAGAGGGUCUAUAAAAACAACGGUUACUUAAUGGUUUCGUGCAAUGGAGGGCUUAAUCAAAUGAGGGCAGCAAUAUGUGACAUGGUUACUAUUGCAAGAUCUUUGAAUGUUACGUUGAUAGUUCCUGAACUUGAUAAGACUUCGUUUUGGAAUGAUCCGAGUGAAUUUCAAGACAUAUUUGAUGUCGAUCAUUUCAUUACUUCACUGAGAGAUGAAGUUCGGAUACUCAAGGAGCUACCUCCACGUGUCAAGAGCAGAGUGGAGCUCGGAAUUAUUCAUACAAUGCCCCCGAUUAGUUGGUCUGAUAUCUCAUACUACCACAAUCAGGUUCUUCCUCUCAUUCAGAGAUACAAAGUUGUCCAUUUGAAUAGGACAGAUGCUCGUCUAGCAAACAACGGUCAGCCCUUGGAGAUUCAGAGGCUGCGCUGCCGAGUUAACUUUAGUGCCUUAAGAUUUACACCACAAAUAGAAGAACUUGGCAGAAAAGUCAUCAAAAUACUGAGGCAAAAUGGCCCUUUCUUAGUGCUUCAUCUCAGAUACGAGAUGGAUAUGCUAGCCUUCUCUGGUUGUACUCAAGGGUGCAACUCCGAGGAGGUGGAAGAGCUAACGAGCAUGAGAUACGCCUACCCUUGGUGGAAAGAGAAAGUCAUAGAUUCCGAUUUCAAAAGAAAAGAGGGGUUGUGUCCAUUGACACCCGAGGAAACUGCACUCGUAUUGAGGGCAUUGGACAUUGAUCCUACCAUCCAGAUUUACAUUGCUGCUGGGGAAAUAUAUGGCGGUAAACGGAGAUUGUCAACACUCUUAUCCUCGUAUCCAAAUCUUGCUAGGAAGGAGACGCUGUUGGAGCCUUCGGACCUUAUGUUCUUCCAAAACCACUCAUCUCAAAUGGCUGCAUUGGAUUAUCUUGUCUCAUUGGAGAGCGAUAUCUUCGUUCCUACAUACGAUGGCAACAUGGCUAAAGUUGUUGAAGGGCAUCGCAGAUAUCUUGGAUACAAGAAAACAAUCCUCGUGGACAGGAGGCUACUAGUCGACCUAAUAGACCGUUACAGCUCCGGAUCACUAAACUGGGAUGAGUUCUCUAGAGCGGUGAAGGCCGCUCAUGCUGAUCGGAUGGGAAAGCCGAGCAAGAGAUCGGUGAUACCGGAUCGGCCUAAAGAGGAGGAUUACUUCUAUGCCAACCCUUGGGAGUGUUUACAAACAUCAUCAGAUCAUGAGGAAGCAGUAAAUAGUGUGUGAGUGUUGUUGUUGUUGUUGUAAGUAUUUGAUUGACAAAUCCAUGGAGUGGUGUCAUACAAGUAGAGAGUAGCCAUUGUUAUCAACAAAGCUCAAGAGGUGUGGAUGCUUCACAUUUGUUUCUAUACACAUCAAUAAAUACCAUUCUUGUACAGAAUUCAAUUCACUCUGCCUUGUAACACACAUUCAAAUAUAGAUCAUGUUUUUGCUGCAA